This is a messenger RNA of Ectocarpus sp. CCAP 1310/34, 1577 nucleotides long. The record is from the annotation of a GenBank genome assembly. NCBI's taxonomy places the organism in Eukaryota, Phaeophyceae, Ectocarpales, Ectocarpaceae.
GCGCUGCAGUUCGUGAGCACGAUCGCAAGCAAGAUGCGCUCCAACAGCUACCCGCGCGUGCCUCGCGCAUUGUUUUGCUCUGCCCUUCUUUUGAGCCAAUAUGCGGUCGUAGACGCUAACAACUGGGCAACGGGGCGAGCCUCUUCAUCGCGAUCCUCCACCCUAGCGGUGAUGCAACCUGGCGGAAGGAACAGACCCAUCCGCGACUGGAAGGCGAUCAAGAGGGAGGCAGAGGAGAAAAGGAAGAACAAGAAAGAGGAGAAGGCCGAUGAGGCUGUUGAAGCUGCGGAAGAGACGGUGGAACGAGUCGUCGAUGAGCAGGUAGACCAGCAGCUGGAGACGGUGUCUGCGGAGUCGCUCGACAUGGAGGAGGACACGGCCGAGGAUAUUGGGAUCAUGCUGGCCAAGGUUGUUGUGAUCGCUACUGCUGGAGUGUAUGGUGUCAAGAAGGUGGUUGCGUUCGCGAAAGCCUUCACGAAGGCCCGCAAGCACAGGAAAAGCUCGGGAGAAGAAGGUGGAGGGGAAGCUGACGGCUUGUCUGCUGUGGCUGCCACGAAAGACGCCAAGGACAAGGACGAUGACAACGACAACGAGGGGGGAGAUGCAGAGGUGGCUAGUGGCGGAAACAAGGAGGGCGAUGCGACUGCGGAGGAAGAGGAGGACGAGACAACGGAUGGGUUUGUCACAGCAGACGAGGAAGAGGAGGACUCGGCAUCGGAGAUGCUAGCAGGCAUGGGCAAAGCGGCCAACGACAUGAAAAAGAGGGCCAAGGGUAGCUUUGACAACUUUAAGAGCGGUCUCGGAGAAGCCACCGGCAGAGGAGACGAGGAUGUCCAGGGGGCGGAGGAGGGCGACUCUUCUCCAGCCCCCCCGAAAGGCGUUGACGGGGGUAAAGUUGACGUGUCGUACGUUUGAAUUCAAGAGUAGAAAACGUGUGUUAUGUCUAGACUUCGUAGAUACAUUUCGUCUGUGGCAUUCUUCUAGAGUAGCGUGGUCGCGUUUUUGGCGCCUGAACGUCGGUACGUACGGGAUGCUUUUUUUUUUUUUUUUUUAGCCUUUGUUCGUCGCCACGUUCAAACGCAAGGCGCAGCCACUGCCAUAUCGAGAGGGUAAACUGCUGCUUCUUUCACUGCGUGGUGUGACCGCCGUGUGUAGCGAGCCUUGUGUGCGUUUCUUCGGGAGUGAGGCAAUGAUUCACGCAGUCCACGGCACCGACGUAAAAGUGGACGGAAGCCACGAAGGUAGAGGGGGGAGUACCCUGACAUGCAGCGGUGCUGCAGGGAGCUGAGAGGUUCAUGACCUCUUGGCACGAGAAGGAAGAAGAGGCCAGCCGACAACGGGCGCUCAAACGAAACCACAAGCCACCAACCAAUGGGGCCGUAGGGGGGCAGGAGACGGACGAGACGGCGAGGGAAGAAAGCAAACGAGAACAGACGGACCGAGUGGCGCGAUACGUGCCGGAUUGAAUUUCUUUUAGCCAAUCCUCCCCCCCCCCCAACGCUGCACCAUUGUACCAACCCCCCACUAGUGAUGACGUACCAUUACAAUGUAUCGCUGGUUGGUGGCCAUGUUUGCGU